Messenger RNA from Galeopterus variegatus (Sunda flying lemur), 1719 nucleotides. RefSeq names its product integrin, alpha 9 (gene ITGA9). The transcript has 12 exons. Gene Ontology annotation, molecular function: integrin binding. Gene Ontology annotation, cellular component: integrin complex; external side of plasma membrane. The annotation marks the transcript as partial. Gene Ontology annotation, biological process: cell-matrix adhesion; cell-cell adhesion; cell adhesion mediated by integrin. The record is from RefSeq and is a predicted model, not a curated record. NCBI's taxonomy places the organism in Eukaryota, Metazoa, Chordata, Mammalia, Dermoptera, Cynocephalidae.
CGGCGGGUACAGGACGUCAUCAGCCCCAUUGUGUUUGAAGCGGCCUACAGCCUCGGUGAGCAUGUGACUGGAGAGGAGGAGAGGGAACUUCCGGCGCUGACACCAGUUCUCCGCUGGAAGAAGGGACAAAAGAUUGCCCAAAAAAAUCAGACUGUUUUUGAAAGAAAUUGCCGCUCCGAGGAUUGUGCCGCUGACCUGCAGCUUCGGGGUAAACUGUUGCUGUCCAGUGUUGAUGAGAAAACCCCAUAUCUAGCUUUGGGGGCUGUGAAGAAUAUCUCCUUAAACAUCUCCAUCUCCAACCUUGGGGAUGAUGCCUAUGAUGCUAACGUGUCCUUCAAUGUUUCCCGGGAGCUCUUCUUCAUCAACAUGUGGCAGAAGGAGGAGAUGGGCAUUUCCUGUGAGCUUCUGGAAUCGGACUUCCUCAAAUGCAGCGUGGGAUUUCCUUUCAUGAGGUCGAAGUCGAAGUAUGAAUUCAGCGUGAUCUUUGACACAAGCCACCUGUCUGGGGAAGAGGAAGUUCUUAGCUUCAUCGUUACUGCUCAGAGUGGCAACAUGGAACGCUCUGAAUCCCUCCACGACAAUACCCUCACGCUGAUGGUGCCACUCAUGCACGAAGUGGACACAUCUGUCGCCGGAGUCAUGUCUCCAACCUCCUUUGUAUACGGCGAGUCUGUGGAUGCAUCCAACUUCAUUCAGCUGGAUGAUCUGGAGUGUCAUUUUCAGCCCCUCAACGUCACCCUUCAGGUGUAUAACACUGGCCCAAGCACCCUUCCUGGAUCAUCUGUCAGCAUCUCUUUCCCUAAUCGACUGUUGUCUGGUGGUGCAGAGAUGUUUCAUGUCCAGGAGAUGGUGGUGGGCCAAGAGAAGGGAAACUGCUCUUUCCAGAAAAACCCAACCCCCUGCAUCAUCCCUCAAGAACAGGAAAAUAUCUUCCACACAAUAUUUGCUUUUUUCACAAAGUCUGGAAGAAAAGUCUUGGACUGUGAAAAGCCGGGAAUAUCUUGCCUAACAAUGCACUGUAACCUUAGUGCUCUUGCUAAAGAAGAAAGUCGUACUAUAGACAUUUACAUGCUGCUGAACACAGAAAUAUUGAAAAAGGUGGUCUUCGAGGCCUUGCACAACCUGGAGCCCCGAGGCUACGUCGUGGGGUGGAUCAUCGCCAUCAGCUUGCUGGUGGGAAUCCUCAUCUUCCUGCUUCUGGCUGUGCUGCUCUGGAAGAUGGGCUUCUUUCGCCGAAGGUACAAAGAAAUUAUUGAAGCUGAGAAGAACCGGAAAGAGAAUGAAGACAGUUGGGACUGGGUCCAGAAAAACCAGUGACCUGCUCCUCCAGUCCCAUGACCCAAUCACUAGCCUGUCGUCCUUGAUCUUUGUAUCUUCCAUAUUUGGAAGAAAAAAAUCUUCUCCAGAUUUUUCGGAGGCCCCACUGAUGCUGUUCUUGUCCUCAUUCUGUCCAGCCCAGGUGCCAGCCUGAGGCAGCCACUGCCACCAGGUCACGUGACCGGAGCCACCACCACUUCCUUUUAAAGAUGAACUCUGAACUUUGGAAAGCGAGCUACAGAGCCGAGCAAUAUUUAUGGAUGCAACAUGCGUGGUCAACCCUCAGGGGAAAACUGUUACCUAAAAGUAUUUUUAUAAAUAUAAGCCUUUUAUACUGAUUAUGUCUUUAUAUUUGUAUCGAUGUUUUAUUAUUUCUAUUAAAUAGUUAUAUAAUUCACUCAA